Triplophysa dalaica is the source of this 4887-nucleotide messenger RNA. It is a transcript of the gene llgl1, whose product is annotated as LLGL scribble cell polarity complex component 1. Gene Ontology annotation, biological process: establishment of spindle orientation; regulation of Notch signaling pathway; cortical actin cytoskeleton organization. The transcript has 23 exons. Bases 207 to 3326 code for a protein of 1039 amino acids. Gene Ontology annotation, cellular component: cytoplasm; plasma membrane; cortical actin cytoskeleton. Lineage: Eukaryota; Metazoa; Chordata; Actinopteri; Cypriniformes; Nemacheilidae. Gene Ontology annotation, molecular function: myosin II binding; GTPase activator activity. The record is from RefSeq and is a predicted model, not a curated record.
UUUAAGACUUGGUUCCUGUGAACUUGCCCUGUGGUUAAACUGCAUAAACACGGAGCUGAAACUUGCACGGUGUGAGGAGUGGAUACAAAAGAAACUGGAGCUUGCAUGAAGGGUCACAUUGUUUCUCUGCACCGAUUGAAACCUAACGGAAUUGAUAUCGAUCUAACACGGCGCGGGUUGUGUUGCAUCUCUGAUACGGCAUCAGGAUGAUGAAGUUUAGGUUCAGACGGCAGGGAAAUGACCCUCAGCGUGAAAAAAUCAAGCAAGAUCUGUUUGCUUUUAAUAAGACAGUCGAACAUGGAUUCCCAAACCAGCCAAGUGCCCUGGCUUAUGAUCCCAAACUGCAGAUUAUGGCCAUUGGAACUAAAUCGGGAGCCAUCAAAGUAUAUGGUGCACCUGGAGUGGAGAUGACUGGACUUCAUAAAGAUACAGCUGCUGUCACACAGAUACAUUUCCUUCAUGGACAGCAGGGAAGGAUACUUUCUCUCCUGGAUGACAACAGCAUUCACCUGUGGGAUAUUGCGCAGGAAGAAAAUCGCUCACAUUUGGUGGAGGUCAACAGCUUCACUUUACCUGGCAGGCCAGGCAUUGAGAGCACCAGCGUGACUCGUGUGACUGUUAUGCUGUUGAAACAGAGCUGCGAUCUUCUCGCUCUGGGAACUGAAGGUGGUGGGGUGCACUUCCUGGAAUUGCCCAACUUCACAUUGUUGAACAAGUCACUGUUCCAGGAUGAGAUCAUGCAGAGCGUUCCAGAAGAGUACAAGUGUGGAAAAUCAUUGGGGCCUGUAGAGUCCCUGCAGGAACAUCAGAAAAACUCAGAUAAAAUCCUUAUUGGAUACAGCAGAGGCCUGGUUGUGCUCUGGGACCUUAACAGUCGACAUGUAGACAACCUCUUCCUGGGAAAACAGCAGCUGGAGAGUUUGGUCUGGGAACGGUCGGGUAACAGCUUUGUCAGUUCCCAUAGUGAUGGUGGAUACAUGGUGUGGGCUGUCAGGAGCAGCAAUCCUUGUUGUCAUGAGCCAGUCUCUUCUACCGUGCCAUAUGGACCCUUUCCCUGCAAAGCCGUGAACAAGAUCCUGUGGAGGACAACACAGUCAGGAGGACCUCUGGUACUGUUCAGCGGUGGGAUGCCCAGGGCCAGCUAUGGAGACAGACACUGCUUAACCAUCCUUCAAGGUAGCAACCACGUCACCUUGGACUUCACCUCCCGUGUCAUAGACUUCUUCACCAUCCACUCCACAGACAGCAAUAGUGAAUUUGAUGACCCUUCAGCCCUUGUGGUUCUGUUGGAAGAGGAGCUGGUGGUGGUUGAUCUUCAGAUGGCUGGCUGGCCCACUCUCCCUGCUCCGUAUCUGGCUCCUCUGCACUCUUCUGCCAUUACUUGCUCAUGUCACAUCUCAAACGUCCCGCCCAGGUUUUGGGAGAGAGUGAUCAGUGCUGGACAACAGCAGUGUCCCAUGCAGAACUAUGAGAACUGGCCAAUAUGUGGGGGGAAAAACUUAGCACCUGAUCCAAAGCAGAAAGAGCUGAUGUUAACUGGUCAUGAGGAUGGCACGGUGCGUUUCUGGGAUGCGUCUGGAGUGUCACUCAAACCUCUGUACAAACUGAGCACAGCAAACAUCUUUCAGACCGACUGUGAUCACAACGACAGCCUGACACAAGCAGGAGAGGAAGACUGGCCUCCUUUUAGAAAGGUGGGCUGUUUUGAUCCAUACAGUGAUGAUCCAAGACUGGGAAUCCAGAAGGUCAGCCUCUGUAAAUACAGUGGGAAACUGGUGGUGGCCGGUACUGCUGGACAGGUCAUAGUGAUGGUUCUAAUUGAUGAGAAGUCCGAUCACAUGAUUGACGUGGCAACAUUGGAUCUCCUCCAGGACCGUGAGGGUUUUACGUGGAAGGGACAUGACCGUUUGCCUCCUAAGAGCGGCUCUGUAGUGUUUGCUCCUGGAUUCCAGCCGGUCGUCCUGGUGCAAUGCAUGCCCCCUGCAGCCGUUACCGCGGUUACCCUGCACGCAGAGUGGAACCUCAUUGCCUUUGGCACCAGUCAUGGCUUUGGCCUCUUUGACUACCAUCGGCGAAGUCCAGUGCUGGCGAGGUGCACCCUCCACCCCAAUGACUCGCUGGCUAUGGAGGGCCCUCUCUCUCGAGUAAAGUCCUUAAAGAAAUCUCUACGCCAGUCCUUCAGACGAAUCCGAAAGAGCAGAGUGUCGGGAAAGAAACGUCCCGUGGUUACCAGUCCCACCAGUAAAGUGCAGGAAGCAAACGCUCAGUUGGCAGAGCAUGAUCCAGAAGUGACACCGGUGCAGAGACGGAUUGAGCCUCGCUCUGCAGAUGACUCGCUGUCUGGAGUGGUCCGGUGUCUGUGUUUCGCUGACACCUUCCUCAAAGACGGAACACAUCAUGGUCCCACUAUGUGGGCCGGCACAAACUCUGGUUCCGUGUACGCGUACGCUCUCGACGUUCCCUCUCAGGAGAAGUUCUCCGAGCAGAGUGUGGAGGCUCUGCUGGGAAAAGAGAUCCAGUUGAUGCACAGAGCUCCAGUAGUGUCCAUCGCCGUGCUGGACGGCCGAGGGAAUCCUCUCCCUGAGCCGUACGAGGUCUCCAGAGAUCUGGCCAAAGCACCUGACAUGCAUGGCAGCCACUCGGUUCUUAUUGCUUCUGAGGAGCAGUUUAAGGUUUUCAUGUUACCCAAGGUUAAUGCGAAGACCAAGUUUAAGUUGACCGCCCACGAGGGCUGUCGAGUACGAAAGGUAGCUCUGUCAAACUUCACCAGCGUGGCUUCUGAGGACUACUCUGAGAAUGCUCUAGUGUGCCUCACCAACCUUGGUGACAUCCACGUGUUUAGUGUGCCAGCACUGAGACCGCAAAUACAUUAUGACUGCAUCCGCAAAGAAGACAUAAGUGGCAUUGCCUCCUGUGUGUUCACAAAGACUGGACAAGGAUUCUACUUGAUCUCGCCCUCGGAGUACGAGCGGUUCUCACUGUCUGCUCGUGUGAUCACAGAGCCACUUUGCCAAGUGGACACGGAGCGACCUCAUGAUCUCUCUGCACACAGCACGACAGACUCACCAAAAGCUAAUGGAACUCAUAAGACACAAGCCGAGAGCAAGUCUGUUGAGGCUGAAGGGCUGCUGGAGGAAAUGCGGAAUGCCUUGUCCUCCCCCAUCCUGGAUUCUCCAAACAGCAGUGCUGACAUCACUCUGGACACCACAGGCGAGCUCACGGUCGAGGACGUCAAAGACUUCUUAAUGUCCGUGGAUGAAGCUGAGAAUAACUUCAGGAACAUCAGCGAAGAGGAUGGAAGACGUCCUGGAAUCCUCAUCAAGUGAAGCGGGACAGCAGACAGCUGGAGGGGCAGUUCUGGGAAGGACUCAUUACAUCUAACUGACUCCGGAUCUGAUGUUGCACCAAACCUUGUUCAUGGAGUUUUGCUAUGGGAACGUCGCACUUUUCCCUGUGCCAAAAGACAGAGGGAUGCCUUCGUUUAUCGUCCUGUCGUUUACCUUUCCUCCAGUUUUCUUCUCUCCACAGCCGUUGGUUCCUUUUCUAUGACGGGCUGUAAAAUGGUACGUUUGAGAGAUGACCUUGAGGGAUCAGACAAUAAAACAGCCAAUGUGUUGCACAAUAUCCGUAUGGCGGUAGGGGGCUUCAGAAGGCUUUGAAGUCUUUUAUUUUUGUCCUAACAUUCCUUUUUUCACAUGUUAGUGCUUGCACAAUUAAGGAAUUUACUCGAAAGCAUAUUGAAAAAACAUAUUUAGAAGCCUUUAGUUUAUAUUUUGCCUCUAAUGCAUAGCUGCUACAGUUGAUCAAUCUCAAUUUUAUUAUAAUAAGUGCAACCAUCUGCACCCCUCAACGGUUUAUUGUGGCACCACAGGAUGCAGUUACAGUAAAAUGAAGAAACACAUUUAGAAUCUCAAAUAUUUUAAGUGCCAAGCUCAGUUAAAGAGAAAGAUAUAUAUAUGUCUUUAUGAAGCGUUUACUUUUCCCUCCUGACAGCCUUUUCAACAAUAUCUGUGAUACUGUGAUGGUUUCGGAAAGUUCAAGUUUUGGACCCUGUGGGUUUGAUAUACAUCGCCUUUGUUUUGUGUCGUCUUAAUUAUUUUUUUAAUAAUGUCCCUAAACCACUUGUCAUUGUAAGUAAUUUUGGCAGAUAACUGUGAAGUGUGUAAAUUGAAGGAACAUGGUGUACAACCUCUGCGCAUUCUCUUUAGUAAUUCUAACUAGUUCAUGUUGCGUACUCCUUUGCCACAAGUAUUAACAGAUUAUGAAGGAGCUAAUGACAUUUUCUAUUUGCGUAGUAUUCUCUAAAAAUAUUUUAUAGGGUUUACAAGGGUUCAUAUUUUGUAUUUUAUACAGUAGAUAUUUCAUUGGCAUUUAAGGUAAUUAGGCAUUUCGACCACUGCAUUUUAUGAGGUGAAUAUAAACAGUUGUGUAAUAAUUUCUACAUAUAUGUAAGUUAGAUUAUAGAAGGAAGGAAUUUGUCGUGCGCACAUGCACACACAGAUUUAUAAUAGACAUAUUUGGCCUCUCAGAUCAGAUAAUGCCGUUAUUAGCCAUUUAAUUUUUAAUGGUGUUCGUAUACAUGUGGUAACUAUUAAAGUGAAGUGUUAAAUUUACAUUGCAACUGAAACAAAAACGGCACAAAUACUUAUCAACAACUGUCACAUUUCUCCCUAUAUAUUAACUGGUUUGUUUUGUUUGUUACAUUUCAAAGGGACCUCAUAAAUUGUAGCUUAAUCGUUUCGUAUUUGUAAAUUUUUGUCUUUACUUUCCAGCCAACAUUAUCCUGUGAACCUGUAUUUAAUUGUUAUUUUUCUUGUGUAGAAUUUUAAUUGAGAAAUAGCAAUGCUAAUGAAAUCUUGAAUGUUAAUAAAGUAUUUACUCAACAUU